Molecule: messenger RNA, 1545 nt
Organism: Physcomitrium patens
Lineage: Eukaryota; Viridiplantae; Streptophyta; Bryopsida; Funariales; Funariaceae
Product: protein GAMETE CELL DEFECTIVE 1, mitochondrial
Source: RefSeq, a predicted model, not a curated record
UCGUUCCCCUCGGUUGCCGAUUUCUGAAUGAAGAGGGAGUUUUGCAGAGAACCUUUCUUUGUUGGUUUGUGGACCGAUUAGGGUUCUUCGUGAGCCACUUUUGAAGCUGUCGUGAUUUUCUUUUGCUGCGAUUGGCGGGGCUGCCGAGCGAUGGUGUAGCGUGAGAAUCCCUUUUCGGAAGAUAGCGCGGUUGAUUUGGUUUCGUAUUCCUCGUAGGCACGAUCAUGCUGCUUCGAUGUGCCCGCCAAUUGGCUGGCAUCGCGCCUGAGGGGAGUUUCUCGGGGCUGCUGCGAGGGUACAGGCAGAUCUCCACCGGCCCUGGGUGCUUUCAGAAGAGGGGAGGACUAGGUGACGAGAACAAGGAUGGUGAGGGUGAUCCCGACGGGAAACCUGCCAGAGGAAAGCGGGAGAUUAUUAGUGACGAAGAGAUCGCUCAAACACCGUUCAUAUACAACUUUUCUGGUGUAGAGCCCGAUUAUAAAGCGUGUCGCUUGUCGGAGCCUGUGAAGGAGAGAAUAUGGAGGUCUUUCCACGAUAAUCCGGAGCCUGUGACAAUUGACAGGCUAGCUAAAGAGUAUCGCAUACGUAAGCAGCGUGUGCAUGCUAUUAUAUGGCUGAAGGACAUUGAAAAGCAGGAAGAAGCAGCUCAAGGGAGUCCCCUGGAUACAGACAUUGAAGAAUACUUCGCGAGAAUUGAUGGAACCUACGAAGCUGCUGAUGGGGAGCGCCACGUCAAAAUUAGACGCACCAGCCCAACAAUAAAGAAUUCGGCUGCAGAAGAUGGUGAGGGUCCAGAUUGGGACGAGCUGUCGGCAAAAGAAGACGAGAUGAUGCUGCAUGAAUUCGAGCGACGAAUGUCUUUCAACAAAAAGCAGAUAGCCGGGAUGAUAAAGACGGACAUUGUAAGUAGACGAAGGCCACCUGGUGGAUGGAGUUAUCUCGUGGAAGAGUUGGGUGAGAAGGGAAAAAGAGGUAAAAGGGGUGGGAAGCGCUUCGUUGCGGAACCUGAUGGAAGUCGACGAGGACUGAAUGAACUUGAGAAAGAGUUCCUGAAGAGGGAGAGCCUCAUACCUAGAAGAAAGAUGACGGCAAGGUAGUUGCAUCACUUGGUAGUUCAAUACUUGCAUGUGGCUGCGUUAUUUCUGACAUCUUCGAUAACCUAGGAAAUGACAACCCUAAAAGUCCUCAUAUCCAAAAGAAAUUGUGGCUACUUAAUGGCCACCAUGCCCCCUUCUAGACCUUGAAAUUGAUAGGAUGUACACAGUGGUGAUAGAUUUCUGGACGUCCGAGUGACUUCACAUUUGCUUUAGUUUGACGUUUUUAGGAACAUGAACCUGGAAACGAGGCAAUGUGAAGUAUUCUCAGGUCUGGUAGUUUAUAUUCCAUAUUGCAACAUGGGCCUCAAGGAUAGAAGAAUAACAUUACAUCAUUGUUCGGCUACAUUUUUUGCACUAUCCAUCAGUGAUCGCUCUUUUUGUUUGGGUUUUCGAUGGACGGAUGGGAAAGCACUUGAUAGCCAUAAUAAAAAAACAACUAUGAACACUA